Messenger RNA from Penicillium salamii, 2046 nucleotides. The record is from the annotation of a GenBank genome assembly. NCBI's taxonomy places the organism in Eukaryota, Fungi, Ascomycota, Eurotiomycetes, Eurotiales, Aspergillaceae.
AUGGCGGAGACGGCGACUUUCACUGCGCCUUUGCCGCAGAGCUUUGGAUAUGGAAUUAUUGUUGGAUUGGGCUUUGCUUUUGCACUACUGAUGAUCUUCAUCACCUGGGCUUUGAAGCGCUAUCAAAAUGAAGUACAAACGUCAGAAAUGUUCUCCACUGCUGGACGGUCAGUGAAAUCAGGGUUAGUUGCAGCUGCUGUUGUCAGUAGUUGGACUUGGGCUGCAACUCUUCUUCAAUCGACGGCUGUUGCAUACAAAUAUGGGGUUUCGGGUCCCUUCUUCUACGCUUCAGGUGCCUGUGUCCAAAUUAUCCUGUUCGCAACGUUGGCGAUCGAAUUGAAGCGCCGUGCACCGAAUGCACACACGUUCUUGGAGGUCAUCCGUGCUCGCUAUGGAACAACAGUUCACAUUGUGUUCAUUGUAUUCUGCCUGAUGACCAACAUUUUGGUUACUGCUAUGCUGCUCACCGGAGGAUCUGCCGUGAUGACUUCGUUGACAGGCGUGCCUACUGCCGCAGCAUGUUUCUUGCUUCCCAUUGGUGUGGUGCUCUACACCCUCUUUGGCGGUAUCAAGGCGACUUUCAUCACAGACUACAUGCACACUGUGGUCAUUCUCGUCGUCAUUUUCCUCUUCGCCUUCUCUGCUUACGCCACCAAUGCCGAGCUGGGAUCUCCAUCCAAGGUCUACGAAGCCCUGGUGGCGGCAUCUCAGCGCCACCCCGUUGAGGGUAACGCAGAGGGCAGCUACCUGACCAUGCGAUCCAAAGAAGGUGGUAUCUUCUGGAUCAUCAACCUAAUUGGAAACUUCGGUACCGUGUUCCUCGAUAACGGCUACUACAACAAGGCAAUUGCUGCAAGCCCCGUCCACGCAUUCCCCGGAUACGUGAUCGGCGGACUUUGCUGGUUCGCUAUUCCCUGGCUAUGCGCAACAACGAUGGGUCUCUCCGCGCUGGCCCUGGAAGGGACCCAGCGCAUGAGCUCAGAGGAUGUCACAGCAGGUCUGGUGCUUCCUUUUGCGGCCGUCAAACUUCUCGGAUACAGCGGAGCCGUUGCAACAACGCUAAUGAUCUUCAUGGCUGUAACAUCCGCCUUCUCAGCCCAGUUGAUCGCCGUCUCUUCAAUCUUCACCUACGACAUCUACGGAGCCUACAUCAACCCUAGCGCAAAAGGCAAGCGACUCGUCUGGGUCUCCCACAUGUCCUGCAUCGUCUACUCAAUCAUAAUGGCCGGUUUCGCAACAGGUCUCUACUACGCCGGCAUUGGCAUGGGAUACCUGUACCUCCUCAUGGGCGUCAUUAUCUCCUCGGCCGUCUUCCCAGGCGCCAUGACCCUCCUCUGGAAAGGACAGAACCACAUCGCAGCAGCACUCUCACCACCCCUAGGUCUAGCAGUUUCCCUCAUAGCCUGGCUAGUCACAACAAAGAAACAAUACGGCAUCCUCACCGUCGACACCACAGGCGCAAACUACCCCAUGCUAGCAGGCAAUGUCGCCGCCCUCCUCAGCCCCGUGGUCUUCGUCCCUGUCUUCACCUACAUCUUCGGUCCCCAGAACUACGACUACGAGUCUAUGCGCGCGAUCCGCAAAGUCGACGACAGUGAGGUCGCAGCAGCGGCACACGUGGAUAUCGAACUCGUCCCUGGCGAAGCAUCCAACAACCAAGACGAAGACGAGGAAGAAACUCGCCAGCUCAAUCGCUCUGCUUUGUAUGCGCGCACACUGACUAUCUUCAUGGCAUUCUCGUUCUUGAUUCUCUGGCCUAUUCCUAUGUACGGCUCGUCGUAUGUCUUCAGUCAGAAGUUCUUUACUGGUUGGGUUGUUGUGGGUAUCUUGUGGUUGUUUGUUACCACGUUUGGUGUUGUGCUUUUCCCGUUGUAUGAGGGACGAGCUAGCAUUACUCGUGUGGCGCGCAUGAUGUCGCUUGAUCUUAUUGGGAGGAAACCAAAGGUCUAUCGGGGUACCAAGGAGGCGGAUGAUGCUGCUACUCCGGGUGUUGCGACUCCGACUGAUGUCGAGAAGGAAAAGAAGACCAUGGAAAGAGAGGUCUGA